Cylas formicarius (sweet potato weevil) is the source of this 3207-nucleotide messenger RNA. RefSeq names its product glutamate receptor 1-like. Gene Ontology annotation, molecular function: transmitter-gated monoatomic ion channel activity involved in regulation of postsynaptic membrane potential; glutamate-gated receptor activity. The transcript has 15 exons. The record is from RefSeq and is a predicted model, not a curated record. Gene Ontology annotation, biological process: monoatomic ion transport; modulation of chemical synaptic transmission; synaptic transmission, glutamatergic. The coding region runs from base 61 to 2871 and encodes 936 amino acids. NCBI's taxonomy places the organism in Eukaryota, Metazoa, Arthropoda, Insecta, Coleoptera, Brentidae. Gene Ontology annotation, cellular component: postsynaptic membrane; plasma membrane.
CGGGCGUCGCGUCGGGUCCAGCGGUAAGGAUUCCAGUCGCGAGAGGCUGCGAAAUCGAAAAUGGGCGGAGGUUUCGCGAAAACCACCCUUGCCGCGUUUGUUUUGCUGUUCCUUACGGAUAACCUGGGAGGAACAGAUGCGUCUAGCGAGAAAAUACCGCUGGGUGCGAUUUUCGAACAAGGGACGGACGACGUGCAGACGGCGUUUAAAUUCGCCAUGCUCAACCACAAUCAAAACAUUUCCGGGCGACGCUUCGAGCUCCAGGCCUACGUGGACGUCAUCAACACGGCUGACGCGUUUAAAUUAUCGAGGCUGAUUUGCAGUCAAUUUUCCCGGGGGGUUUACUCGAUGCUGGGCGCCGUCUCCCCCGAUUCGUUCGACACUCUGCACUCCUACAGCAACACCUUCCAGAUGCCCUUCGUGACGCCUUGGUUCCCUGAAAAGGUUAAGGCGCCGUCGUCGGGAUUUCUGGACUACGCCAUCUCCAUGAGGCCCGAAUAUCACCAGGCCAUUGUCGACACGGUCAAGUACUACGGCUGGAGACGCAUCAUCUACAUGUACGACUCCAACGACGGUUUGUUGCGGCUGCAGCAGAUCUAUCAGGCACUCAUACCGGGGAACGAGAGCUUCCAAGUGAAAACCGUGCGAAGGAUAACGAACGUGACGGAGGCGUUGCAGUUCCUGAGGGGCCUCGAGGAGCAAUCGAGAUGGGAGAACAAGUACGUCGUUUUAGAUUGCUCGGCCGAUAUGGCGAAGGAAAUCGUUGUUAGCCACGUGCGAGAUAUCGCGCUCGGAAGGAGGACGUAUCACUAUCUGCUGUCGGGGCUGGUUAUGGACGAUCGGUGGGAGAGCGAGGUCAUCGAAUUUGGUGCCAUCAACAUUACUGGUUUCCGGAUAGUGGACGCGACCAGAAAACACGUACGGGAAUUCCUGGACGGGUGGAAACGCCUCGAUCCCAUCUCGUCGCAAGGGGCGGGAAGGGAGUCCGUGUCCGCCCAGGCGGCCCUCAUGUACGACGCAGUGUUCGUCUUGGUCGAAGCUUUCAACAAGAUCCUGCGCAAAAAACCGGACGUGUUCCGGACCAGCGUCAGGCGAAGCCAAAUGUUCACUAACGGAACCAAGAUCCUCGACUGCAACGCCUCCGGGGGCUGGAUUACUCCCUGGGAACACGGCGACAAAAUCUCGAAAUACCUAAGAAAGGUGGAAAUCGAAGGACUCACUGGCGAGAUACGGUUCAGCGAGGAGGGAAGACGGCAGAACUACACGCUGCACGUGGUCGAGAUGACGGUGAACAGCGCCAUGGUGAAGGUCGCCGAGUGGAGCGACGAGCUGGGGUUCAACGCGGUCGCAGCCAAGUACAUCAGACUCAAACCGUCCGCGCACAUCGAAAGGAACAAGACCUACAUCGUCACGACGAUCGUGGAAGAGCCGUACAUCAUGGUUAGGAAGGAGGAGCCCGGCGAGUAUCUUGCGGGCAAUGACAGGUUCGAGGGUUACUGCAAGGACUUGGCCGAUCUGAUCGCGAAAAAACUGAACAUUAACUACGAGCUCCGUAUCGUAAAGGACGGAAAAUACGGCGCGGAGAACCACGAGGUCAAAGGUGGAUGGGACGGUCUCGUCGGCGAGCUGGUGCGCAACGAGGCCGAUAUGGCGAUCGCCGCACUGACAAUAACCUCCGAACGGGAGCGCGUGGUCGACUUCAGUAAGCCGUUCAUGUCGCUUGGCAUCUCGAUCAUGAUCAAGAAGCCGAUGAAGCAAAAGCCGGGCGUGUUCAGCUUCCUCAAUCCCCUGUCCAAAGAGAUAUGGGUUAGCAUCAUAUUCGCUUUCGUCGGCGUGAGCGUCGUGCUGUUUGUCGUUUCCCGGUUCUCGCCGUACGAGUGGAGGAUCCUCCACAUAUCGGGCGAGCACCGGGAGGCGCCGAACCCGCAUACGAACCACGGCGGCACGAUGGCCAACGACUUCACGAUGCUGAACUCGCUGUGGUUCUCGUUGGCUGCGUUCAUGCAGCAGGGCGGCGACAUAUCGCCCAGGUCGAUAUCCGGACGGAUAGUGGGCGCGUGCUGGUGGUUUUUCACCCUCAUAAUAAUAUCGAGUUACACGGCGAAUCUGGCGGCAUUCCUGACCGUCGAACGUAUGGUCGCGCCCAUUAACUCGCCCGAGGACCUGGCCUCGCAGACCGAGGUCGAAUACGGCACGCUGUACCAGGGUGCAACAUGGGACUUUUUCCGGCGCUCUCAGAUCACGCUGUACUCGAAGAUGUGGGAGUUCAUGAACUCGCGCAAGCAUGUGUUCGUCAAGACCUACGACGAGGGCAUUAAACGCGUUAGGCAAUCGAAAGGUAAAUACGCGCUCCUGAUCGAGUCGCCAAAGAACGACUACAUCAACGAGCGGGAACCGUGCGACACGAUGAAGGUGGGUCGCAACCUCGACGCCAAGGGGUUCGGCGUCGCGACGCCGCUCGGUUCGCCGCUGAGGGACGCGGUCAAUCUCGCCGUACUCAGUCUGAUCGAGGACGGCGAGCUGACGAAACUGAAGAACAAGUGGUGGUACGACCGUACCGAGUGCCUGCGGGACAAGCAGGACUCUCUCAGGAACGAACUUUCCUUGAGCAACGUCGCCGGAGUUUUUUAUAUUCUGAUCGGCGGGCUGUUCGUCGCGAUGGCGGUUGCGGCCCUCGAGUUCUGCUACAAGUCGCAUGUGGAAGCGAAAAGAGCAAAGAUCCCGCUCAGCGAUGCGAUGAAGAACAAAGCGAGGCUCACCAUAGGCGUGGGGCGCGACUACGAUAACGGCAGGUACUAUACGCCGGCGAACCAGAUUGGCAGCGGUACCGACCAGGAGCAGGCGCACAGCAAUACCCACACGCAAGUGUAGACGUCCCAGAUGGCAUACGUCGUUUAACUGAAUCAAAAUGUCCCGAAGACUAUCGCGACGAGAUCAAAAACGUAAUCAAAUUCGCAGAAGUUUUAUAUAUAUUUUAACAUAUCCUCCCCAUUCCUUUCCGACGCCCCGGUGUUUUUCACAGUCGAUGUUCGUUGUCCUGUAACUAAUGUUCUAAACUAUUAUAUAGAGAUCGUUGAUAAUUAAAAUUUGAAAUAGGUAGGCAAUUAUUGUAUCCACCCGAACUGCGCCAAGGCUCGUUUUUUGUAAUAACUAUUGUGUGUUUAGCGCUCGAAACGGAACGCGCCUAACAAUAAUAUACGCUGUUCU